ACGAAGAACUUGGAGAGUUGCGGCCGCCUAUUCAAAGUUUCUGCCUCGAUACAGAAGAAGCAUGCCGAAAAGAGCAGAUAAUAGACAUGGAGAAGCAAGUUUUCAAAUGUGUAGGGCGUCAUUUGGUUGAUCCUACCACAAAUACAUUUUUGAGGAUGUUUCUUGUUGUAGCAAGAGCUUCCACCAAGUUGCAGUGCAUGUCCUCUUUUCUUGCCGAGUUAUCACUCAUGAGUCAGAAAUUCGUACCUUACCUCCCUUCAAAGGUGGCUGCAUCCGCCUUGUUUCUUGCACGGUGGACAUUAGACCCUACACGGCAUCCUUGGGACGAAUCUCUCCAGAAAUUCACUACUUACGAGUCAUGUGAAUUGAAAAAUAUUGUUUUUUAUCUUCAAGCUCUUCAGCAGCAAAUUGAGGGCAAUGUUUGUACCACAAUCCGCAAUAAGUAUUCAGAACCCAAGUUCCAAAAUGUUGCUGCAUUAUCUUCAAAGGACUUGGAUGAUACAAUGUUCUGACAAGGAGUAUGCGCAAUUUAUGUCCUCUAGUUCCAAAAUGUAGCUGCAUUAUUUUCAGAGGAGUUGGAUGAAUGUUCUGACAAGGAGUGCAAGGAUGGGUCCCUGAUAUGAUAUAAUGAUAGUGCAGUGAAUUCAUUCUUCUUUUUUUUUUUCUUUUUUUUUUGUAUAUAUGCAUGAUCUUGUGGUGGGAUUCUUGUUUACUUGUGAGAUGAUUUGUACUUUGGACAUAUAUGAUUUGUAUAAAUUUGAUUUCAUGGCUGCUUCAAUUGUGGACCAUGAAAUAGACCAUGAACAUAACUGGAGUUUAAUUUCAUUUUUGGUCAUAGAUAUUAACAUUGUACUAAUUUUAGUUCUUAGGUUCCAAAUUGCGCAAUU
Messenger RNA from Trifolium pratense (red clover), 887 nucleotides. RefSeq names its product cyclin-A2-2-like. The transcript has 5 exons. The record is from RefSeq and is a predicted model, not a curated record. Lineage: Eukaryota; Viridiplantae; Streptophyta; Magnoliopsida; Fabales; Fabaceae. The coding region runs from base 87 to 512 and encodes 141 amino acids.